This is a messenger RNA of Alternaria postmessia, 1071 nucleotides long. RefSeq lists its product as uncharacterized. The coding region runs from base 1 to 1071 and encodes 356 amino acids. The record is from RefSeq and is a predicted model, not a curated record. NCBI's taxonomy places the organism in Eukaryota, Fungi, Ascomycota, Dothideomycetes, Pleosporales, Pleosporaceae. The transcript is spliced from 6 exons.
AUGGCAUCAGACCCGCACCAAGGAGGCCGUCUUGAGGACAUGGCCGCAAAGGGCACUUCGAUUCCUGGUGACGCUGGAAAGAUGAACGUGGUCUCACCUUCUUCUCACCCAGAUCAGACCCAUACAAACAUCGCACACGCAGCGGACAAUGCGUUCGACAUCCCACGCAGUGUCAACGACCGCGGACAGACAGGCGAGGUCAUGACCGGCACUGGUGACCAGUUGCCAUCAAGUGUGGAAAAGAAGAACCUAGACGACGCAAACUUUGACCCUAGAGCAAAGGGUCACGACCAAUAUGCGAAGCACGCCCGACAGGACAAUCCCAUGGAUAGCUUGAAGCAUGGUGCUGGCGACCAUAAUGUAGAGGCUGCACCGGGUGAAGAGGAAGAGAGUCAGGAUGCGCUUCUGAACAAGAGAGGCGCGCACACGAUGGUGUACUAUUUCUCUUCCAACACUGUGUCCCCAUCUGCCUUCAUCUACGUGGGCAAGGACAAGGUUGAGAAUGAAGAGCUUAUCAAAUACGGCUGGGAUGAGGAUGUCUGGUUCCACGCAGACAACCUGUCAUCAGCACAUAUCUACGUCCGAUUACCCGAGGGCGAAGAUUGGGAGAAGAUGACUAAAGAGCUGCUGGUGGACUGCGCCCAACUGACCAAGGCCAACAGUAUUGAGGGUAACAAGAAAGAUAACGUCACGAUUGUAUAUACGCCUUGGAGCAACCUGAAGAAGGAUGGCAGCAUGGCUGUAGGCCAGGUUGGGUUCAAGGAUCAGCGAAAGGUUAAGCGCAUACACGUGGAGCAGCGAGAGAAUCCUAUUGUCAACCGUCUUAACAAGACCAAAGUUGAAAAAUUCCCCGAUCUGAGAGAAGAGCGAGAAGCAAGGCGGGCUGAGUUGAGGAAACGAGACCAGGGUGCUCUGCAGGCCAAGCGUAAGGAGGAGGCCCGUAUAGCCAAGGAGCGCAAGGAGCUCGCAUGGCGGAGAGAUCAUGCCUACGACGAUGUCAUGACAGAGGAGAAUCUGGAGGAGAACACCAACGAGAACCGCGAUGAAAACUUCCUCGAUGACUUCAUGUAA